Messenger RNA from Punica granatum (pomegranate), 1526 nucleotides. NCBI's taxonomy places the organism in Eukaryota, Viridiplantae, Streptophyta, Magnoliopsida, Myrtales, Lythraceae. The record is from RefSeq and is a predicted model, not a curated record.
CUGGUUUGGUGAGCGGUCAAACUCGUGACGUCGUUGACUCCGUUCCGAUAAGUCGCAACGAUCACUCUCCCACUACUCUCUCGAUCGAUCGAUCGAUUCCGUCAAUGGGAACUCCGAAGCUGUCGAUCGAUGCCGUGAGAUCGAAAGCGAAGAACGCAUCGCUACUCUGGUUCCAUGGCUUCAAAGAAGCUUGCUGCCUCCACAGAGUCGUAGUUCUCUGUCUAAGGUCGAGGAAGCUUUCGAUCAGGACUGGACAGUGUUUUCUCUUGAACGGGUUCAUAUUUCUGGGAAGCAUGUUUGUCUUGAAAUCGAUGGUCAUUCCGACACUCCAGUGGAUAUUACCUGAAAAUUGCUCCCAGAUCGAUCUUCAAGAUUCGUGUUCGUCUGGUGUUGUUUUUAAGCUUUAUUCCUUCCUUCGAGCUGGACUAAUACAAUUGUUCUACGUCUUUUGGUUCUAUCCUCUGUACAUAUUUAGCUUCAUUUUGAGCACUCUCUGGUACAAUGACAUAGCUAAGUAUGGAUUUGCUGCUAUGAGAGGAUAUGGGUCAGUUGCAGAAGAAUCCUCAAGCCAAAAGGAGUCUACGACUAAGCAAAGUUCAGUACAAACUGAAAAACCAACUGGUCUUGGAGGGGUCAUGAUUGGAAUAGGCGAACAGGUGUACUCUGUGCUACUUUUGAGCUUUUUUUUCCUUGAGGUAUAUGCUAUAGGAUUUAUACCCUACAUUGGGAAGGCACUCAAUUUCCUGCUGCUUUCCUGGAUGUAUGCCUACUACUGUUUUGAGUACAGAUGGAACUUUUCUGAAGUGAGUCUGGAGAAGAGGCUCGAUUUCUUUCAAACCAACUGGGCAUUUUUCGCUGGUUUUGGAAACCCUUGUGUGUUGGCUAUUUUCUUUUUCUCGCCACUUGUGAGCUAUGGGGUUAUGGCAGUGCUCUUCCCACUGUUUGUCUUGACAGCAACAAGUUCAAGGGCUGAAGAAGCUCUAUAUUCUGAAAGAAGAAAUUCGAUAAGUGCUGGAAUAGGAAAGCUUCCCAUCUUCUAUGCAGCUGAUGCUUUGUCCAUGUGGGUCUUGUCUCUCAUCUCCUUGGACUCGCAAAAUCGAGUUCAAGAUGUGAAGACACAGUAGAAUAUUCUGCGCGGAGCCAAAUUUGAUUGGCAAGGUUAUUGAGUCAACAUCGUUUCAUCGGAGAGUUCUGCACAUAUUGAUGGUCCUUUUCCUCGGUAACUCUUCACUUCAAGUGACGUGACCAUCGCGAAACAGAGCCUAGAGGGACGAAAAAUCCAGAACGCCUGCUGAAUCUCGGUCGUCACUGUGUACAGAAGACAUGCAAAUUCCACUCGAAGCAAACCACUUUGUAGUUUUACCUGAUAUGAUGUUUGCUUCGACUUGUAAUUACUGUAUUUAUUAUGAUUAAUUGCACGCGCGUGGUUCUUAUCAAACAAAGUGGUUAAUGAAGGGAAACAGAUUGUAUAGUUGGAUUGGAUACCUUGUAGCAAAACUAGCAAGUCCGCAUACGUUCCCGCUCCA